CAAUCACAGCUCAGGGACGUGGUCUCCUCACUGUCCCGGGAUCACGGGAGGGCAAUAUAUACGGAGACCAGGCAGACUGCCGUUGACCGUUGGGAGACGUUGAGCUGCGGAAGAUGAGUCCAAAGCCGAGAGCCUCGGGACCUCCGGCCGAGGCCAAAGAGACACGAAAGAGGAAGUCCUCCUCUCAGCCGAGCCCCAGUAGCCCGAAUAAGAAGACUACCAAGGUGGCAGAGAAUGGAAAAGCAGCCCGUGGAGGGAGAGACGGGAAGAAAGGGGCUGCGACAAAGAUGGCGGCUGUGACGGCACCCGAGGCGGGAGCGGGCCAGGCACCCGGCCCCAGUGACCAGCCCAGCCAGGAGCUCCCUCACCAUGAGCUGCCACCUGAGGAGCCAGCGAGCGAGGGGACACAGCACGACCCACUGAGUCAGGAGACCCAGCUGGAAGAACCACUGAGUGAGGGGCGCCCACCUACUCCCCUAUCUCCCUGAGCAGCGACUAAGUUCAGGCCCAGCCGCCAGACCUCAGAGAUCUCACCAGCAGGGUCCUUCCCAUGGUGAUGACAAUAAAAUGAAUGUGUUGCAAACUGA
Molecule: messenger RNA, 587 nt
Organism: Symphalangus syndactylus (siamang)
Lineage: Eukaryota; Metazoa; Chordata; Mammalia; Primates; Hylobatidae
Product: testis-specific basic protein Y 1-like
Biological process (GO): brain development
Source: RefSeq, a predicted model, not a curated record